GUUGGCCAGGAAAUAUGAGAGUGAGGUUUUAGGGUUAGAUUUUGUAUGCAAAAGGGUAUCGGAAAGUUCUCAUGAUAUUUUUAAAGUAUGGCAUUUGCGACGCGAAGUCUGCGAGUUUUGUGUAAAAUAUACAAUGCAAAUGCGGGAACAACGUAUUGCACCUUACGACGACCAUUUAGCCGUAUAUCGCUUGUUCAAUUGGCACAAAAAUAUCGUUACAGUACCGAAACAACAGAUCGUCCAAAGAUCACUAGUAAUCUAACAAAUAUACAAUCAUCGAUAAAUGAAACUGAAUCAUUGGGACAAGAAACAAUAGCUCAAAAAAAACAGAAUGAACAAGCGGAAGAUGAAGAGGAGAAAGCAAAUCGUGAGCGAUCGAAGAAAAUGAUGAAUUAUGGAUUUGCAGCCUUUGGUGUAGUCAUGAGUAUUGGCUUCACUUAUCUAAUAUAUGAAUUAGGAAGACCUAAUCAUGAUGAACAUGGGAAUGUCAUCGAAGAUGAAUUUUCCAAUUUACCAUUUUUUGAACAGAUUUAUAAGAGGGUCAAGAAAGAGCUCAAUUAUUAUACAAGACUGGUACAGGAACCCAGCAGAGAAAAAUUAUUACCUGAUCCAUUAAAAUAUCCAUAUAUUCAGCCACCAUAUACUCUAGUUUUGGAGAUGACAGAUGUUCUUGUGCAUCCAGAUUGGACAUAUCAAACGGGAUGGAGAUUUAAAAAACGGCCUGGAGUGGAUCAGUUUUUAGAAGCAGUAUCACCACCACAAUUUGAAAUUGUGAUUUAUACAGCCGAGCAAGGAAUGACGGUAUUCCCCAUUUUGGAUGCACUAGAUCCAAAUGGAUACAUAAUGUACAGAUUAGUUAGAGAUGCAACGCGUUUUGUAGAUGGACAUCACGUUAAAGAUCUGGGAGCUCUUAAUCGCGAUCUUAGUAAAGUUAUUGUCAUCGAUUGGAAUGAUAAAAGUGUGAAGUUACAUCCAGAAAAUGCAUUUAAACUUCCUCGAUGGACGGGCAAUGAUGAUGAUACUACACUAUAUGAUUUAGCAGCAUUCCUGAAAACAAUAUUAACAUCAAAUGUGCAAGAUGUGCGAGAUGUUCUAAAUUAUUAUAGACAGUUUGAUAAUCCAUUGGAAGCGUUUAAAGAAAAUAGACGGAAAUUAUUGAUACAAAUAGAGGAAGAACAAAAGGCACAACAAGAUAGCAACAAAGUACUUACUUCGAGAUGGAAACCAUCUUUCCUACGGAACCGCUAGUCAACUAAUGACAUUGCAAAUUGUGAAAUGUACAUCUUUUGAAUAUGCAAUACAUUCAAUAAUUUCAUCGUGAGAUUAUGCAUAAUGUGAUUACUGUAUAAUUUUUAUUGUAAUAAAAAAUAACGUUUCAAAA
This is a messenger RNA of Cataglyphis hispanica, 1381 nucleotides long. RefSeq names its product mitochondrial import inner membrane translocase subunit TIM50-C-like. NCBI's taxonomy places the organism in Eukaryota, Metazoa, Arthropoda, Insecta, Hymenoptera, Formicidae. Gene Ontology annotation, molecular function: phosphoprotein phosphatase activity. The transcript has 8 exons. The record is from RefSeq and is a predicted model, not a curated record. The coding region runs from base 88 to 1248 and encodes 386 amino acids.